UAUGACGAUCCGUGCUGAUCAAGAGGAAGAGGAAAGUAAACUUCACGUUGGAGCUCGACUGAACAACCUUAAGUUAGUACGCGAAGCGAUAAGGGAAGAAUCAGAUCUGGACGCCCUGGGAAUAAAUGGCUGGACUGCGUUGCACGAAGCCAGUUCCUGUGGCUACCUAGAGACAACAAUCGCACUUCUUGAAAGUGGCGCUAACCCAAACAUUCAGGAUAGCCAAAGAUGUACCCCUCUCCAUCUCGCUGCAAUAAAUGGUCAUUUAGAAGUUGUUCGCAGUUUGGUGCGCGCUGGCGCUCGGCUGGAUUUAAGGAACGCCGAAGGGAAAAUACCCCAGAGUUGUGCCAGCGAUGAUUGCUUGGACUUUCUUGCGAGGCAACGUAAGUAAAUUCUAUUUGGUCAUCGAGAUUGUGAAACAAUUAGAGAAAUGAUUCUAAGAAGUUUUCAUUUGUUCAGGAAACAAAUCACACACUCUCUAAAACAAGCGGACUUGCGUCGAACCUUGUUGUGAUGUCGGCAAUGUUACUGACAAAGCAUCCAUAUGAUAUUUUGUUUAUUUGCCAGUCGAGGAAAACGCAACAGCAUAUUAAGUACACCGUAAAUUGACCUUACGUUCAUAAAAAGCUUGAAUCGUAGCGGCAAUCACGUAGACGUAUUUAGGAAUGAUAUCUUACUUCCUUACGAAGUUACAUCAACUGUGAGUCAAACAUUUUACAAGUUCAAAUUUAAAUACUCCCUAAAAAAACAUAAAUUUGACAUUGUCAGGAACACCUAUGAAUUCUUUACAAAGAAUCAAUCGAAUUAAAAUUAUCUGUAAUGUUUCACCAAAUGAAUUUUACUCAGCAUUAUUAGUAUUACUUGUUUUUGUUUCCUUGUUUAAGGAUAAACACGUACAAGAAUCUUUUUAUACACACCGAAAAGGAUAUUUUCGGAGAUACUUAAUAGAGAAUGCAGGGAUAUUGCAACUUGAUGUGCAGUGAAAGCAAUAUUUCUUGUAGUCUUGCGUUGUUCGAUCGACGGUCUUUCAAUCGAAGAGUAAGCACCCUCUUUUUCGCUUACAAUUGCGUAACUACAGCUGCAACAUUGCGUCCUAAGACGUCUAAGGUUUCUGGUGUUGUUGCAAUCUUCAUGUACUGAUUUUCUUCUCUACUUAUUUCAACUCACGUCUAAUUGUAUUUAGCUUUCCUGCUCGAAUCACUCAACCAAUAUACUUUUCAAUCAUUCUUUUCUAACCAGCUUAGCUAAAUCUAUUUUGGCAUUAUUUUCUUCAUUCUAGGUGCUGAAGAAGUCAUUAAAGUAAACCCUUCUCCAAUCGAGGAAAACUCUGUGCGAAAGGUAAGUUUACACGCCAAAACAUCUUCAGGUUAAGAAAUAAACUGCUAAUCUGACUUCAAACACCGCUCUAAUAUCACUUGAAGGUUAUUUCAGCUAAAAUCUCAUAAUGUUGUAAUAAUUUUGCUGCUGCUGUUUACUCUAAACAUUCUUAGACAUCAACUCUUUUCAGAGAACUAAGAAAUGUUUUGAAAAUUAUAGUUUUUGCCAAAACCUAGCUCAUUGAAAGAGCAAUUUGAUAGAGAAUGGCAAUAUUCCAAGUACCAAACAUUCCAUUAUUUUCUUGGCCUCCCUGUGGUGGAUUUCAGGUGUCUUUUCUUACCAUCUCAUUUUGAAACAAUAAAAUUUUUUUGAAUUUAAGUUAUACGGUCCCAAAGCGAGUCAAAGCCCAGUUCUGAAGAAGAAUAGACAGUCAUCGCCGUGGUCAGACAGCUCUCAGAGCUCACGCGAAAGCAUGACGUCAAGUAGCUCAGGUAAUAGGCUUGGAAGACUUUCAUCGUGAUGUUUAACACGUCCCUCAACAACUAUUGGUCAAUGACUACAUAUGUAUCUGAAAAACAUUUUUGUGAGUCAUCAAUAUUUAUCAGCAUAUAAUUAUACCUUUGUUUAGACUGCAAUCAGGAAGUUUAUAUACUCGGCUGAUUCAUAUGCAAAUGCAAGGGUGGUGGACCUGACUUGAAUAAAUAAACUCACAUAGACAAAGCAAUCUGUAAUUGUUAGUUUUAAAUUUGGAGUGUUUUGUGUAUUGUUAUCAGUAUUGAAUCAAAAGUUGAAGUGAUACUUAUUGAUUUUUUUGGGUUUGUGUUUCAGGUUCCAGUGACAGCUUUUGUGAAUCAUCCUAUGCGGCAUAUUUACCAGGUAACUGUUCACAUUUAUACACAAAGAGAAUUAAUUAACCCUUUCACUGCCAGAGUGAUUGAGAAGCACUUUCUUUUGCAACAUAAGGAAAUUGUACUGUAAGAAAGAGACAAAAAUUUAGACACAUGCCAAAAUGAGAUAAAAAUGUUUAACCAAUUUAUCAUUUGUUAUCGUUUUUUCCAUAGGGCCUGGAGAAAUGAAAGUAUCAUUAGAUUUUAGCCCCAAUAGGCGCUUUCUUGAUAUUCAUGUUGGAGAAAUUAAAGAUGUGAAACUUCCUGCAGGUAAAAUAUGCCUUUCUGUUUGCAAUGAAAUAUCUUUAACUAAUGAUUGGUUGUUUGCAGUGAAGGGAAAUGCAAAUCUACAUUAACAUGGUUGAUCCAACCUAAUCAUAGAUUAUGAGCAGACUCCUUCCUUUUUGGUGGGGCAUCACUCAAAUGAAAAAGAAAAUGAAAAAAAGAUUGAUGUAAGCACUGCACAGAACUCUGGGAGUUGUUAAAAAAAAGCCUCAAUUGCGUGUGGCGCUAGCAACAAUUUAUUUUUCACUCCAAUUUUUCUGCAAUUGACUUCUCAGGAAAGGAGGAGCUGCUUGUAGUCUAAUUGUAGCAGGAAACCUCUAAAUUGUCUUAUUAUUCGGAUAUUAGAAUUAAAUUUCACCCGCAGAGCUUCUAUGAAUUGUUGAAAUACCAUUUCAAAUCUUUUUGUAGGUCACAACAUGUCACACAUCUACGUUAAAGGAUAUCUUGUUCCCGACAAGUUGAAGGAAACAAAACGCAAAACGUGCUUACUCAAACUUGGAAGUCCAGUAGAAGGAAGAAAGUCAAGAGAUAGUGUUACUUUAUGGGAUAAUGAAGAAGCUGAGAGUGAAAAAAGUCCUGGGAAAGGAAUGGGACAAAGAUUAGUCUCCUCACUUAGGAGGGGAAGUCGUUCAUCCUUGCAUAGAAAGAAAAGCCAAGACCAAAGUAAGAAUGGUGUUUUUGUUAGUCACUUUUUCCAGGGAAAAUGGAUGGGUGAACCAAAAAAUUAAGAUGUCAGUCUGUUGAAUUGCCAAAUGUUUUCUUUAUGGAUGCUUAUGUUGUUCUUCAUUCUCUCGUCAAAAGGCAACUCAGCACCUGUUUAUCGCAUAUCAACCACAUUUGGAGAGACCUUUCAUUACAAUGCUGACGAACUGAGGAGGGUGGAUGUGGAAACCUGCAAUGUGUUGUUGACCAUUUGCGGUCGCAAUCGUGUAACAACUCAAGGACAGCCUAUCGCUUGUGUGACUCUACCACUGGCAGGUUACCCUAAAAUGGUUAAACCUGAGUGGUAUCCUUUGACGUACAAGAUACUGUUACCCAGUGGAUAUGAUGUGGCUGAAGAGCGAGAAUCACUCAGAGGAAGUAGAUCAUGGGAACAAAAAGGUGCGUCUUUGCAGAGAAAUACAUCAUUUUUUUUCUUCGACACAAAGCCAAUGCUUAUAACCGAUGAUCAAAAAUAACUUAUCCUUGUGUAAAUGGAGAAAGGUCAAUCUGUCAGAGUACGGAAGAUUGUUAACAGAGAAAUCGAAUUUAUUUUGCACAGAUAACAUCUUCUUAUUUACGUAUAGAGCGCUUUUCGAAGUAUGGAAAAUACCCUUGGGGAUAAAUGACAACACAAUGAAAACUGCCCCACAAGUGCGGUGGGCCGCGAUUGAGCUAGUAGUGAUUGGUAUUCGUUUUGCAUCUGCUUGUUUUAGAAAGUGCCGCGAGUUUCCUGGAACAAUCACAGAGCUAAUGAAAGCCAGGCACAACACAAUUUGUUUUGAUUUGUUUUUACCUGCGGCUGGAUUCUUUUAAAUAGGGCAUUAGUCCAUUCGUUGAGCUCAAAACAGAACAUGAAUUAUCAUAAAGGUUUGAAAUACAGGGAACUUCUCUGACCCUUUUCUGUUUUUUUCUUCCGCAGGAGGUAAGUUCACUGGUCGAAGCCUUGCUUGGAAUGGAGGAGCAAAAGCAAUGUCUAUGCCCAAUAUAGACAUUUCUACUUUAAAUAUGGCAUCACAAAUAGCGGAUGGAAAUUUUAUCCAGACAGGAGAGGGCGGAUUCCCACCAAGUGGUUCCACAAAGCUCAGGAAACACAGCGGGCCUGGGAAGCUUCUGAAAAAGGAGUUUAAAAUCUUGAAAGGCAAAGGAAACCACAGAUACCGGAAUAGUCCUUCAUCUCAGGAACUGGCCAAAGAAGAGAGAGCCGAAGGUAGCUUCAAGGUUAACAUUGCAGAACGUAGUUCGACUAUUCCGGGAGCGAAUCGUGGGGGCAUCGACUUGAGUAACACGCUCUCCGGGAGUAGAAGGCGAAGUACGGCGAGUAAUAUCGGGUUACAUGAAUAUUCAGUCUCCCGUGAUCAGCCAAAUGAUGAUACAGAAAUAAUUUCGCUGGACGAAGACGAGGAACGCACUUCAAAACCAGAACUUGAGCAUAGAUCGUCAUUUGCUCGAUCGCUGAAAUACAGUCGAGCGUUUCAACAGCAAGCGUCCGCAGCGAGGAGACGAGAUGCUGCCGGAAAUGACAUGGAUGUGGAAGACUUUGAAGAAACUUCGGAUACGCCUUUUGCAGUCAGUAACUUUCACCGACAGAAAAGUGGAAUCGCGUGUAAUUGAAGCGUUAGUUAUUAGUC
Molecule: messenger RNA, 4819 nt
Organism: Pocillopora meandrina
Lineage: Eukaryota; Metazoa; Cnidaria; Anthozoa; Scleractinia; Pocilloporidae
Source: the annotation of a GenBank genome assembly